Molecule: messenger RNA, 2541 nt
Organism: Arabidopsis thaliana (thale cress)
Lineage: Eukaryota; Viridiplantae; Streptophyta; Magnoliopsida; Brassicales; Brassicaceae
Exons: 2
Coding region: 1-576 (191 amino acids)
Source: RefSeq, marked reviewed
AUGUUUUAUGUUUAUGGGUUUUAUUGGGCCAUACUAAAAAUUAAAAUUAUGAUAUUUUCCAGCCCAUAUCUUGGCCCAUUUUCCAAAAAACCUAAUCCUUUUAUCUUCCUCACUCAUUCCUCUCGACACCAGCCUCCACCAAACGACCAUCUCUACCACCAUGGCACCAAAUCGUCAUCCUCCUCCACCAAAUCACCCUCAUCCUCAACCUCCACCGAAACAACCGCUGCCUCUAUCUCUUCUUCUUCCCCUUGGCGUUGGAUUCACUCUUUCGUUGCAGAUUUGGAGCUGUUUUUUCUGGAAAGAAUCUUGGCGGUGAAGUUCGGUUGCUUGUGUUCGGGAGGAAAGAAGAUGAUAAAAAAAAACCGGAUCGGAUCCGGUCCGCGGAUACUCGUACUUUUUCACAGACUUCAGGAUCCCGAAUAUCCGAGGUUGGCAGAUACGGAUCCAGAGACUGAAAUGACGGAUCCGCCGGAUACGGAUCCGGAUCCGGAUACCUCAAAAAUCCCGGAUAUCCGGAUCCGUAACAGGCCUAAUAGCCAACCAUUUAAUAUAAAAACUUGUCAAUACAGCUAAGUUUUUUUUCUUAACAACUAAUUAUUUUUGGUCUUUCUAAAUUCUUUAUUAUAAAAAGAAUAGUCGUUUAUUAUAUUGAUCUCAAAUCACUAAAAGUCUAAACUCUUAUAAGUCUUUCCUUUCUUAGUAAUGAAGUCUAAAUUUUAAAACAUAUAUGUCAACUAUAUAGUUGUUUCUAACUGGAACAAAAAAAUUAUGUCCCCUCCGAUUUGUUGGACUUAUUAGAAAACCAACACAAUAUUACUAUUAAUUUAUGAAACUAUAACAUCUCAUCUUGAUCAUUACUUGUCCACCACUACGUUUUUAAUUGAGCCUGAAAUUUGAGGAGGUUGGAUCUAUUGUUUGUGCUAAUGUGAAUACCCAAAAUUAUAUUCCAUCCUUUUCCUUCUUACUAAAUACACCCACAGAACUCAUGGCUGCUAAAAUGGGAAUUUGGAUUUUUUUUUUUUUUUUUUGAUAGUGAUAUUCUUCUUCCCUUUCAUCUCACCCAUUGCACACAUAUAUAUAUAUAUAUAUUUAUUUUUUCUCUUUAAAAAAUUGCACAUAUAUAUUAGCUGGUCAUUUAAUAUAAAACUAGAGAAUACAGCUAAACUUGGUCUUUUUAUAUUCUUUGUUGUAAAAAAAGUCGUUUGUAAUUGAUUUGGAAUAGCUUUACAAUCGUUUUAUAUUUUAUUUUGAUUAUAGAGGAGACCGUCUCUUCCGGAUCUUGUUUUCAUUACAGAUUAUAUAGUUUUAUUCAAAAAUGCACUCUCUCGAUUGGAACAAGCCUUUCCGAUCCCAUCUGGGAACGAGAACAUGUCAUGACUUCAAUUCCGAGAUUCCUAACAGUUAACAACUUGUCAAACAAAAAAGUUGCAAUCAGUAUUGUGAAAAAAAAAAAAAAAUUUAAAAUAUACUCCCACUUGAAAAGAUUUAUUGCCAAUUAAAAAAAAGAGUAAAGAAGUACCACUUGGAAAACAUAUAAUUAACCUUUUACUGUAUUAAAUUCAACAUGAACAAAAAAUAUAUAUAUACAUAUACAUAUUUAUAUAUAUAUCAAUGUAUUAAAUUUAUUAUAUAUUUUAAUUAGAAAAUAAUAGUAUUUGUUUGGACAACAAACUUUGCAGUUAUGGGUCAGUACUCAACUGCAACAAAAACAAGUAACAACACAUGGUCUCUCUUAUUACAGAUGUGUCUAUAUCUUUCUCUAUCCCCCACUCCAAUCAAUUUCAAGUUAUUAUUAAAUUAUCUUGAUUUGGUAAAGAGUUAGUUUUGUAAAGUACGUAAAAUUUGAAAAACAAUUAAUUAAAAAAUGAAGGUUGGGUGGGGAAGAGGCAGAUAUGAACACGUAGUGAGGAUAUGAAUGGGUAAAAGGAACAGUCAAAGGGACAAAGAGAUUAGACUCGGAGACGAUCGAUGCUUAUUAGUCAAGCAAGACACCUGAUUACACUUGCUUAGAGAUCUCUGUUUUGAUGAAAAUGAGCUAUGUGGACUAGUCAUGAAAGAGAUCUCUUUAGAGGAACAAAGCAUUAUUUAUAUUUUCUAGCAUUGCGUGUUGUUCAGAUCAAGAUGGAGUGUGAUGUGAUCGGUAAGAAUUUUAGUUCUCUCUCCUCUUGGCUUGGUGGUGCAUGUCCUUUGAAAAAAUCGAAACCUUGCUAUGUAAAUUGAAUGUUGGGACUAGACGGCUUUGUCAAAUCAUCCAAAAAAAACAUAGGAAGACAAAGAUAACUCAAAGGAGAUGGAGAGAGCAAUCAAGAAUUCCAAUAGCAAUUCAAGGAUCAAAACUCCAACAGAGAAAUUUCAUUAAAUUAUCUCCUUUGCUGAAUUUUGCGAUAUAAUAUUUGUUUCUUGUAAAAGCUAUAAUAUUAUAAAGCCAACUGACAAUGAUUUUCCUUUAUUGUAACUUAAUUGAUCUUGUGGCUAAAAAAUUCAAGGAAAUGAAAAUAAAAGUCACAUAUGAAAGAGUUACAUCUCACAACUGAAACU